Aspergillus clavatus NRRL 1 is the source of this 1278-nucleotide messenger RNA. RefSeq lists its product as uncharacterized. The record is from RefSeq and is a predicted model, not a curated record. The transcript has a single exon. NCBI's taxonomy places the organism in Eukaryota, Fungi, Ascomycota, Eurotiomycetes, Eurotiales, Aspergillaceae. Bases 1 to 1278 code for a protein of 425 amino acids.
AUGAAGGGCAUUGCUUUCAGAAGUCAGAAGGCCUCAAGGCCCGAAGCAUUGGUCUGUCAAUUUUGUCGGUUUUCCAGCAAGCCUGUUGUCCGUCAGACACCGUUCGCGCGACGCUAUGCCUCUACAGCCUCUUUCGCUCCCCGGUUCCAACCAAGCCAAUUGCGACCAAGGAAGGAUCCUAGGAACCUAUUGAUCGUUACGAGAUCUGUCCCUGGACGAUUGAUAUCAGUUGCAUCAGAUGCUUCUACACUUUCUGACCCGGAGAGCGCCUUGCGACAACUCUCCCAAGAAUCCUCAAAACUCCGAAACGUCAACUCCGUACCUUCAAAUGAGGCGAUUUUGCAGAUUCUGCGGAAUUGUGAACAGAUAGCGGAGGCGCUCGUGAGUCGGGAGCAGGACCACAAAGAGAGUCCUUCCUCAGCAAGGGAGGAAGGUAAUGCGAUCUCCUCAUUACUGGACCUAGAGGAAAAGAACGCUUCGAAAAAGCGGUCCAAGUCGGUUCUGAGUGCGCAACCACACCUAGCCGACGCCGUGACGGAAAUCACCACCGAGCUCCUCCAGGACGAAAAGGUCUUCAUUUCCCCGGAAGCCCUGGCAUCGUACACCAAGACCCAGACUCUCUUGAAAAGAGCCGAGCAUUUCCCAGAAAUCUUCCAUAUGUACGCCCAUAAGCCAAUUCCCGAGGAGAACAGCUCUCCAGUCAAAUACCAUAAGGCGAACCCCAAGAGCGUCAACAGCGCAAUUCCCGCCGAGCUCGCCAAUUCGGCCCUGGCAGUCGCCAUCGAACAACGGAAUCUCUCCCUCGUCCUGUCGAUCAUAGAUAACACCUUCUGCGCCCCGGCUUACCACCGAGCUAAACUCUUCAGAAAGGCAGCCGUACCACUUGGUGGCCUUGCCGCUACACCCGCCGCUUGCUACGCUAUUGCCUCGUGGGCCUCAACUCUGCAAAACACCAUGGACCCGAGUACAGCAACGGGUAUUGCAUUCGCAGCCACCCUUGCCUAUGUCGGAGGCACGUCUUCGAUUGGCUUGUUGGCCAUUACCUCGGCAAACGACCAGAUGGAACGAGUGACCUGGGUUCCGGGUAUUCCACUGCGGCAUCGCUGGCUUCGGGAGGAGGAGCGGGCAGCCCUGGAUAAAGUUGCUGUGGCUUGGGGAUUCAAGGAUAUCUAUAUGAGAGGCGAGGAAGAGGGGGAGGAGUGGGAUAAUUUACGUGAGUUCAUUGGCAUGAGGGGGAUGAUCCUUGACAAGACCGAACUUAUGCCUGGGAUGGAGUAA